Molecule: messenger RNA, 168 nt
Organism: Symbiodinium sp. CCMP2592
Lineage: Eukaryota; Dinophyceae; Suessiales; Symbiodiniaceae
Source: the annotation of a GenBank genome assembly
AUGCCAGCGAUCCCAGUGAAAGGCCCGACCGCGAACGGCCCCUGGGCGGAGUGCCGCGGCGCAACUCCCAACGAACGAAUGCGGCGAGCGGCUUGGCCUCGGCAAGGCACCGAGAACUCCCUCAUGUAUCGGAAUCCAAUGGAACGAAGAGCCACGCAUGACGGCUAG